Messenger RNA from Oryza sativa Japonica Group (Japanese rice), 2500 nucleotides. Its product is annotated as NAC domain-containing protein 75. The record is from RefSeq and is a predicted model, not a curated record. Gene Ontology annotation, cellular component: nucleus. NCBI's taxonomy places the organism in Eukaryota, Viridiplantae, Streptophyta, Magnoliopsida, Poales, Poaceae. Gene Ontology annotation, molecular function: DNA-binding transcription factor activity; transcription cis-regulatory region binding. Gene Ontology annotation, biological process: regulation of DNA-templated transcription.
UGUGUGCCUGGAGAACCUUUUCCUUUCUAUCUCUUCCCUUCCUUCAGUUAAAGCCAUAUCAAACACAUGGAAUUCCGGUCUCCAAAUCUUUAUUAAUUGCUUCCUCAAAACCCCCUCUUGCCCCCUCUCUCUCUUCCCUUUCCUCUCUCCUCUUCCUCUUCUUCUUCUACCUCCCUCUCCCUCCCCAUGUGAGUGAUCCUGCUACAUGUUACAUGUGAUCAUGCACAGGUAGGUGAGCUCUAGCCCCUGAUCAAGGAGGUGCAAGCUUCUACUGCCAUCUUUUCGGCGAGAAGGAGAUCGAGGAAGAAGAUCAGAAGCUCAGGUAGCCGCCAUGGAUGGUGUGGUAGCAGAAGAUCAAGCAGGCGGCAGCGGCAGCGGUCACCGCCGCCUCAUCGGAUCGAGGAUCGAGGAGCACCGCAAGUACAUGUCGGAGGAGAGCUGCUGCCCGAGGUGCGGCCACAAGAUCGACCGGAAGCUGGACUGGGUGGGGCUACCGGCCGGUGUGAAGUUCGAUCCGACGGAUCAGGAGCUGAUUGAGCAUCUCGAGGCGAAAGUCCGGCCCGGCGGCGAGGCGGCGGCACACCCGCUCAUCGACGAGUUCAUACCCACCAUUGAAGGGGAGGAUGGAAUCUGCUACACCCACCCUGAGAAAUUGCCAGGUGUCAGCAAGGACGGCCUGAGCAGGCACUUCUUCCACCGCCCAUCCAAGGCCUACACCACCGGCACCCGCAAGCGCCGCAAGAUCCAGCCGCCGGCGGCCGCCGCCUCGUCGGGCGGCGGCGGUGGCAACGCGUCGUCGUCGUCGUCGGCGUCGGCGGCUGCGGCGGUGGCGCGCCAUGGCCAUCAGCAGCAGCAGCAGCAGCAGAGGAGCGAGACGCGGUGGCACAAGACCGGGAAGACGCGGGCGGUGGUGGGCGGCGGGCGUCAGCGCGGGUGCAAGAAGAUCCUGGUGCUCUACACCAACUUCGGGAAGCACCGCAAGCCGGAGAAGACCAACUGGGUGAUGCACCAGUACCACCUCGGCGAGGCCGAGGAGGAGCGCGACGGCGAGCUCGUCGUCUCCAAGAUCUUCUACCAGACGCAGCCCAGGCAGUGCGCCGCCGCUGACGCCGCCGCCACCGCCUCCGCCUCGGCUGUAGAUAGGAGGACAACGUCGUUGAGGGACCGUGCGGCGGCGGCUGCCGCCGCAGCUGCAGCGGCGGCGCCAAUGGCUUCCGCUAACGUCAGCGUGGCCGCGUUCCACGGCGGCGCCGCCGGCAUUGAUGAAUUCAGCUUCGCGCAGUUCAGGAGUAGCUUCGAGGAGGCGGGAAUGGGAGCGUCGUCGUCGGAUCACCAAAGUGCUAUGGUUGAUCAGCGGCGGCGGCAGCAGCAGCACGACGACGACGAGCACGACCACCGGCGCGGCGGCGGCGGCCACCACUACGUCGGGCAGCAGCAGAGCGUCGCGGCGACGUUCCACGUCGUCAGCUCGCCGGCGGACCCCAUAGCCAGGCUGAUGUCGCCGCCGCCGGCUCACCAGGGCACCGUCAUGCUCCGGCAGCCGGAGCCGCCGUAUAUUUACCAUCACCAGCAGGAGGAUGAACGGCCACACCAACCGCGAAAGUUUGAUGGGAGGUCGACCUCUGGUUCUGGACUGGAGGAGGUGAUCAUGGGCUGCACCUCACGGAGGUCCAAAGGAGGGGAAACAUCAGGUGGUAAGGAUGGCACAGAAUGGCAGUACCCAUCCUUCUGGCCAUCUGACAGCCAGGAUCAUCAUGGGUAAAAGAGCAACGUAUCUAGCUGCACCUUGAGUAUGAGUAGUAGCCAAUCUCGGUGAGGCAACCAAAAGCAAAACAAGAACCCUGACAACAUCAUUACUACCAUGAUAGGAGCAGCAUACAUGCACUAUAUACACUCCUACAAGACUAAAAGCUCACCAGCUUAGCACAUAGCAUAGGAGGCAGGAGUGGCUUCCAAGAAACACACAAAAGGCAAAGUUUGCAACAAAAUCCAACCCCCUAACUUUUAUCCCCCCCUUCUCCCUCUAUCUCUCUCUUCCUCCUCCUCCUCCUACUUCAUCUUUCUCUUCACCCAAUGUGUCUGGAUAACGGGAUGGAAGUUUCAUUUGAGUGCUCAAAUUUACAUGUCUAAAGAGACAAAGAUGAUAUUGAAGCAAAGCAAAAGGGAGAGACAGAAAAAGAAAAAGGAGAGGAAAAACAAAGGUGACAUCACAAGGAAGGUUAGUUAACCGUCGGUUGCUCAGGCGGAUUGAUGCGAAAUCAUCACCGCGAUCAUUGUUUACCGACACCUUUCCGACAAAGUGAUUGAAUGUUAGUCUAAUAAUCAGGAGUAUUGAUAAAUAUUUUAUUACUUUUGUUGUAUUGAUUUGAUUGGUUAAUAUUAAUUGUACACCAUUACCCUUUUCCUUUUGUCUUAUACUGAGAAAAGAAGCUAACAUGUUGGAAAAAGAAUGAAAGGGUCAAUUUGUAAAGAUGGCACAAGUUCUCAUUUGAUUGGUCCA